GCCCUCAGAAGGCAAGGAGGGGAGGAGCUGAUCUUUCAAAAAAGGUGGAUCUGAGGGCUGCCCUCUGCCAUUAACAACAUUCAGCCCCUCCAAGUCCUCCUCACAGUGGAAAUACCUACCGUCAGCUUCAGAACAAGACCCCAGGCCCUUCCCAACUGAAGCACUGAGAUGUAGGAGCCCCUGCUUGUCUGUAAAACUUCCUCAGUAGGCUCCAGGAAGCUAAGACAGCUGCUCGGUUUGCUGUUACCCCUCCAAGUACCCCAGCUGUGGAGAACAGAUCCUGGGGCAGAGUCCAGGGCGGCUCAAAGCUCCUCCACACACGCCUGCUGAACCCUGAGUGCCUUGAGCUGCUGGCAUGGGGCGGAUCGAGGCCGCCGCCAUGAUUCCUGGCCUGGCCCUGCUCUGGGCAGUGGGGCUGGGGGGUGCCACCCCCAGCCCCCCACGCCUUCGGCUCUCCUUUCAAGAACUCCAGGCCUGGCAUGGUCUCCGGACCUUCAGAUUGGAGCGGACCUGCUGUUACGAAGCCUUGCUAGUAGAUGAGGAGCGAGGACGCCUGUUUGUGGGUGCUGAGAACCAUGUGGCCUCUCUCAGCCUGGACAACAUCAGCAAGAGGGCCAAGAAGCUGGCCUGGCCAGCCCCUGUGGAAUGGCGAGAGGAGUGCAACUGGGCAGGGAAGGACAUUGGUACUGAGUGCAUGAACUUUGUGAAGUUGCUGCACGCCUAUAACCACACCCACUUGCUGGCCUGUGGCACAGGGGCCUUCCACCCAACAUGUGCAUUUGUGGAGGUGGGCCACUGGCAGGAGGAGCCUGUGCUCCGGCUGGACUUGAGAAGGCUUGAGGAUGGCAAGGGGAAGAGCCCUUAUGACCCCAGGCAUCGAGCUGCCUCCGUGCUGGUGGGGGAGGAGUUGUAUUCAGGGGUGGCAGCAGACCUCAUGGGCCGGGACUUUACCAUCUUUCGCAGCCUGGGCCAGCGUCCGAGUCUCCGAACAGAGCCACAUGAUUCCCGCUGGCUUAACGAACCCAAGUUUAUCAAGGUCUUCUGGAUUCCGGAGAGUGAGAACCCUGACGAUGACAAAGUCUACUUCUUCUUCCGUGAGUCGGCGGUGGAGGCAGCGCCCGCACUGGGACGCUUGACUGUGUCUCGCGUUGGCCAGAUCUGCCGGAACGAUGUGGGUGGCCAGCGCAGCUUGGUCAACAAGUGGACAACGUUCCUGAAGGCACGGCUGGUGUGCUCUGUUCCAGGGGUUGAGGGGGACACCCACUUCGACCAGCUUCAGGAUGUGUUCCUGAUGUCUUCACGGGACCGCCGGACUCCGCUGCUCUAUGCUGUCUUCUCCAGUUCCAGUGGCAUCUUCCAGGGCUCUGCUGUGUGUGUAUACAGCAUGAACGAUGUUCGCCGGGCCUUCUUGGGACCCUUUGCACACAAGGAGGGGCCCACGCACCAGUGGGUGUCCUACCAGGGUCGUGUCCCUUACCCACGGCCUGGCAUGUGCCCCAGCAAGACCUUUGGCACCUUCAGUUCCACCAAGGACUUCCCUGAUGACGUCAUCCAGUUUGCUCGUAACCACCCUCUCAUGUACAACUCCAUCCUGCCCAUGGGGGGGCGCCCUCUCUUCCUACAAGUGGGCGCUGGAUACACCUUCACCCAAAUCGCUGCAGAUCGUGUAGCAGCUGCUGAUGGACACUAUGAUGUCCUCUUCAUUGGCACAGAUGUAGGCACAGUGCUGAAGGUGAUCUCAGUCCCCAAGGGUAGCUGGCCUAGCUCUGAGGGGCUGCUCCUGGAAGAGCUGCAUGUAUUUGAGGACUCUGCUGCAGUCACCAGCAUCCAAAUCUCCUCCAAAAGGCACCAGCUGUACGUAGCCUCGCGGAGCGCAGUGGCCCAGAUCGCGUUGCACCGCUGCGCUGCCCACGGCCGCGCCUGUGCUGAAUGCUGUCUGGCGCGUGAUCCCUACUGCGCCUGGGACGGGGCCGCAUGCACGCGCUUCCAGCCUAGUGCCAAGAGACGGUUCCGACGGCAAGACAUAAGGAACGGCGACCCCAGCAUGUUAUGUUCCGGGGAUUUGUCCCGUCCGGCACUGUUGGAGCGGAAGGUCUUCGGUGUGGAGGGUGGCAGCGCCUUUCUGGAGUGUGAGCCCCGCUCGCUGCAGGCUUACGUGGAGUGGACCUUCCAGCGUUUAGGGGAGGCGUCUCACACCCAGGUGCUGGUGGAGGAGCGCGCUGAGCGCACCGCGCGGGGGCUGCUGUUGAGCGGCGUGCGGCGCCAGGAUUCAGGAGUGUACCUAUGUGCAGCGGUGGAGCAGGGUUUUACACAGCCACUGCGCCGCCUGGAGCUGCACGUGCUGAGUGCUGCGCAGGCUGAACGGCUGGCGCGGGCCGAAGAAGCUUCGCCUUCUGCGUCGCUGGGUCCUAAACUCUGGUACCGGGACUUUCUACAGCUGGUGGAACCGGGCGGCGGUGGGGGCACGAACUCCCUGCGCAUGUGCCGCCCGCAGCCAGCGCCUCGCCCACCGGCCCUGGAGUCACGCAGGAAGGGCCGCAACAGGCGGACUCACGCUUCAGAGCCUCGUGCUGAGCGGGGCCCGCGUAGUGCAGCGCAGUGGUGACUGGACCAUUCCCACGCCAGGGACCAGAUGGAGACUACAGGCAGAAGAGGGGACAGACUGACCCUAGGAAGACAGAUUGAUGGGUUGGGACCCGGCACGCAGAAAUCCUCGGGCUGACGUACACACCAACCGACAGGCCCUGGCUGAAGGGCAGCCGCUCCGGCUUAUUUAUUAACAGGAUAACCCUUGAAUGUAGCCCCGGAAGGGCAGCCCAGAAGCUGGUGCGGGACCAAGAACCAGGGUUCCAGAGGAAGGAGCAGGACUAGGGAGGUGUCCUGGGUAGCCACCUUGGGAGAGGCAUUCCUCUCCUUAGGCAUCCUCAGACGGUUCCGAGCAGAAAGCUGUGAAUAGGCUAGGCUCUUGGGGUCGGGGCAAGGCUGGACGACUGUACUAAAGUAAUGCAAUAAACACAUUAUCAACCGAAGCUGGAAUGGCCCCAGCGGAUGACCACUAGUAGUAGAUCUUGCUCUGUGUUUUUGGGCAUC
This is a messenger RNA of Sciurus carolinensis (gray squirrel), 3090 nucleotides long. RefSeq names its product semaphorin 3B (gene Sema3b). Lineage: Eukaryota; Metazoa; Chordata; Mammalia; Rodentia; Sciuridae. Gene Ontology annotation, biological process: negative chemotaxis; neural crest cell migration; positive regulation of cell migration. The transcript is spliced from 20 exons. The coding region runs from base 356 to 2605 and encodes 749 amino acids. The record is from RefSeq and is a predicted model, not a curated record. Gene Ontology annotation, molecular function: semaphorin receptor binding; chemorepellent activity.